AUCAAACUGUAAUUCUUCUCCUUACAUUUCUCAUUUCUCUAAGAAAACUUCAGAAGAAGCUAAAGAAAUCCAAGAAAAAUGGCCAUUGGGAUGAAGCUCCCCAUGGCCGUUACCUUGCAGAAGCCAAUGGCUAUGGCUAUGGCGGCUCCAUCUUCCUCAUCUUCUCUCCAUAGAGCCAUCAAUUUCAGGACUGUUUCCUGCUCAAACGCUACAAGCAAAGCUAAAAUUCCUAUGCCUCCAAUUAACCCGAAGGAUCCAUUUCUUUCGAAGCUCGCUUCAGUAGCUUCAACCUCACCUGAAACGUUGCUUAACCGCCCUGAAAAUUCCGAUUCUCCUCCUUAUUUGGAUAUUUUUGAUGCUCCUCGGCUUAUGGCUGCACCUGCCCAAGUCGAAAGAUCAGUUUCCUAUAAUGAACAUAGACCGAGGAGGCCGCCGCCAGACUUGCCGUCUUUGUUACUUCAUGGAAGAAUUGUUUACAUCGGAAUGCCUUUGGUUCCAGCUGUUACGGAGCUAAUUGUUGCUGAACUGAUGUACUUGCAAUGGAUGGAUCCAAAAGAACCAAUAUAUAUUUACAUAAACUCCACAGGGACAACUCGUGAUGAUGGUGAAACGAUAGGGAUGGAGACGGAGGGUUUUGCUAUCUACGAUGCUAUGAUGCAGUUAAAAAAUGAGAUACACACAGUAGCUGUUGGAGCUGCCAUAGGUCAAGCUUGUCUAUUACUUGCUGCAGGAAGUGAAGGCAGACGUUAUAUGAUGCCACAUGCCAAAGCGAUGAUACAGCAGCCCCGUGUCCCUUCGUCUGGUUUGAUGCCUGCUAGUGACGUUUUAAUUCGUGCAAAAGAGGUGAUAACAAACAGGGACACACUAGUGAAACUCCUAGCAAAGCACACUGGAAAUUCAGUCGAGACAGUAUCAAAUGUGAUGAAAAGACCGUUCUACAUGGAUGCGACAUUGGCCAAAGAAUUUGGAGUUGUUGACAAGAUUCUUUGGCGCGGUCAGGAGAAGAUUAUGUCUGCUGUGGUUGCCCCGGAGGAUUGGGACAAAGGAGCUGGCAUCAAAGUUGUUGAUGAAUCCUAAAUCUCCUCUCCAUUCAUAGCAAUUAACAGUGUCCCAACUCGUCUCAUGCAUUGUUGGAUCCACGUAAAUCUCACCAACAUGGUUUCGUGCUUAUAAAUGGAAUGGGUGUUCGAAAAAACAAUAUUGAAUUCUCUCUCUUUUUGUGUGGCUUUGAAAUAUGUUUGUAGUUGGCGGCAGAGGAAGGGAAUGCUUUGAAUUUACUUCAAUAUUCCCACGUUGGAUUACACAGAGUCAACAUCAUCAAGGGAACCAUUAUUAUUCUGCUCCAAAAUUAAUCCCACCCUCAUACCUUACCCAUCAAACAUACUUUUGGGGUUUGUGUAACAUCUACAAACUUUCUUUCCUUCAUAUCCUUUGUUAAAUGAAAAAAAAUAUAUCUUAGAUUAGAACACAAAUAAAUGCUCACUUCUUCUUUUA
Molecule: messenger RNA, 1494 nt
Organism: Cucumis melo (muskmelon)
Lineage: Eukaryota; Viridiplantae; Streptophyta; Magnoliopsida; Cucurbitales; Cucurbitaceae
Product: ATP-dependent Clp protease proteolytic subunit-related protein 3, chloroplastic
Exons: 10
Coding region: 79-1077 (332 amino acids)
Biological process (GO): protein quality control for misfolded or incompletely synthesized proteins
Cellular component (GO): endopeptidase Clp complex
Molecular function (GO): ATP-dependent peptidase activity; ATPase binding; serine-type endopeptidase activity
Source: RefSeq, a predicted model, not a curated record